Messenger RNA from Rhodamnia argentea, 1338 nucleotides. RefSeq names its product EEF1A lysine methyltransferase 4. NCBI's taxonomy places the organism in Eukaryota, Viridiplantae, Streptophyta, Magnoliopsida, Myrtales, Myrtaceae. Gene Ontology annotation, molecular function: S-adenosylmethionine-dependent methyltransferase activity. The record is from RefSeq and is a predicted model, not a curated record. The transcript has 8 exons. Bases 219 to 986 code for a protein of 255 amino acids.
ACCAACCUUCGUCGUUGGCAAACAGCAAUCGCACGCCCCGAACAAACUAAAAAUCGCCUCCCUCUUUAAUUGUCUCACCACAGACCCCAGCCGAACCGAGCCCCAUCGCUCGCACGCCACAGAAUAAAGAAGCAGCAGAAAUCCCCACCAAACCACCUACUCGCUUGACAGCGAACCAGCGACCGAGCCGAAGAAGAAGCAGGAGGACGAGGAGGAGCAUGUACAGGGACGUGUCGAGCUGCAACACGUACAACUAUGGCGACGCCUCGUACUGGGACGCUCGCUACGUGCAGGAAGCAGAGAUGGGCCAUUUUGACUGGUACCAGCGUUACUCUGGCCUUCGUCCUUUCGUUCGCAUGUACAUCCCCAGCUUCGCCUCUCGCAUCCUCAUGGUUGGAUGUGGCAACGCCCUAAUGUCGGAAGACAUGGUAAAGGAUGGGUAUGAAGACAUAACGAACAUUGACAUUUCCUCUGUGGCUAUUGAAAUGAUGAGAAGAAAAUAUGAAUGCAUCCCUCAGCUUAAAUACAUGCAAAUGGAUGUUAGGGACAUGAGCCUCUUCCCGGAUGAGUCGUUUGACAGUGUCAUUGAUAAAGGAACUCUUGACUCCUUGAUGUGUGGCACCGAUGCGCCGAUAAGUGCUGCUCGAAUGCUAGGAGAGGUGAGCAGACUUCUCAAAGCUGGAGGAAUCUACAUGCUGAUUACCUAUGGUGAUCCGAGUGCGAGGAUGCUUCAUUUGAACCAAUCAGUGUACAACUGGCAAAUCAUUCUCUACAUCAUAUCCAGACCAGGAUUUCAGAAGCCGGGAAACAAUACUUCAACAUCAAGGUCAUAUCUGGAACCUGUGCCUCUUACCGAGAAGGGUUUACUUCCACCUGAUUUUGUGGUGGAAGAUCCAGAUUCUCACUUCAUAUAUGUGUGCAAAAAGAUGGACGAGACAGAGCUAAGUAGCAUAACAACCUACUCUUUGGAUGUUGAUCAUUUAUAGCGGCUUCUCAGAGUAUCUUGUUCGGGUUAGCUAUCCCAUUGUACUCUUCACUAGUUCUGAGGUAUGUUAUAGCUCGUCACAUCAUAGGCUACUGAUUUAAGUAGCAGGACGAUAAUUCAUUAAACCAUCAUAGAUCUCUCUGCACGAAAUGUGUGAUCUGGGGACUAUGGUGAUGCAUCUGGAUGUGGAAGGUCCACUGAAGAUGCUUUUCGAAUUAUGUAGGGGUCUUGUAAUUUGCAUCAUUUGAAGAAUUCUGUUCUGUCCUAGUCCCUAUCCCUGUAUUUGUGGUGUACAUCAUAUUGAUAAAGACGCUGAUUAGCUAAAUAAUGUUGCAUGGUCAGAUCGUUGUUCU